ACUUCUCAUAUCAGCCCCGCUCACCUCUCAAGUCACCGUUGACCCCACAAGCGCGCUCACCAUGGACCAACCCAUCGCAAACGCAAACGCAAACGCAAAUCCUUCCACAAAGACUCCCGUCGUCAGAGGUGCUCGGGCAUGCACCGUGUGUAGGCUUGCCAAGAUGAAAUGCGUCGGGGCGGAGGAUGGCACCAAACGCUGCCAACGCUGCCAGAGAUCAGGUGCCGAGUCAGUCUCUGUAUGCUCUCUAUCUGCUGCGGUAUCCUCAUCUCCUCGUCGCAGCUGCAUUUUCGAAAAGCAUCGUCGCGGCCGCAAGCCUGGCUCAAAACUCUCCGAAGCUUCGAAGAUGCUUCGUCGUCUCGAAAAAGGCCUCAACAAUGCCAAGGCAAAGCAACCCAAUCCCGGUCUUCCCCACGCUUCCACCUCCGCCGUACCAUACGGCCAGGAGGGUGGUCUUAGCUCCGCCAACAACGGCACGCACUCCGGUGCACAGUCCGAUUCCGAUAUGGAAGAAGAGGACGAGUACCGCCAGGACGACCAGGCGCUCUACGCCGACCGCGAGAUCCGCAAACACAUGCGCAGUUCCUUCCUUGACGUCGUUAUGAACAAGGAACCUUCCGCUGAGCCCGCUCGGCCCCAGUCAGGCAGCCCCUCCGAUCGCUCCUCGUUCUUCCAAGCUCAAGCUAAGGCGCCCUCUCAAAGCCCUAUCCGUUCCCAUGGCUCCCCGCAGCCUAAGCCAUACAGCGCGCUUUUCGCCUACGCCCCCAAGGAUCCCGUCGCAGCCGGCAUCAUUUCGGAGGCAGACGUCAGCAAAUACUUUGAUGCCUUCUUCCUCCGUCUGAACCCCUUCAUCAACCUCUUCGACGCCGCGCUUCAUUCCCCGGACUACGUCCGUUCCCGCUCGCCAUUCUUGUUCACGACUAUGCUCAUGGCGUGCUGCAAGUUCUUCUGCCCGGCCAGCUACCCCGACGUCAGACGCCUCGCGCACGAGUGGUGCGUGUACACUUUCGCCGAGGGCACGGAAAGCGUCGAGACCGUUCAAGCGCUUGCGUGCAUGACGUACUGGAAGGAACCCGCUGAUCGUAGGACAUGGACGUACAUUGGGAUGGCCUGCCGCAUGGCUGUCAACCUCCGCCUUAAUCGCUACGUCGGUGGCCACCAGAUGAACGAGAGCAUUGAUCAGAUGCUUGAGCGUAGGAACAGAGAGCGCGCCUAUCUCGUCCUCUUCGUCCACGAUCGCUCGCUCAGCAUGCAGACGGGCAAACACUGGAUGCUUCCCGAGGACGAGCUCGUGCGGCACUCAAACAAUUGGCAUAAGGAGGGUGCGAUCGGCCAAAACGCGGAAAUCCGUCCCGAAGACGUGAUCCUCGCCGCAUUCGUCAACCUUCGCCUAAUCGGUUCCGAGGCCACGGACACGUUCUACAAUCGUACCAACAUGUUCGAGAAUCAGCUCGACAAGUAUAACGAGGAACUGGACGGAUGGCUGGCAACCUGGAUCGCCGAAAUGCGCAAAGCAUCUUCGGCAACUGAGUUCCACACAUCGUUCCUGAACUUCUUCCAGUCGCAUGUUAGAUUGUUCCUUAACACCUUCGGCCUUAAUCUCUCGAAUCUCGAGGCGAGGCGCAUUAUGCCCAACCCUCAGGCAGUGCGUCAGUGUCACCAGAGCGCGCGUACCAACUUGCAAAUAGUCUCCCAUGAUUUCGCCGCAAUGCAUGUUCUGCAGUACUGCCAAGAGUCGAUCACUGUGAUGUCGGCCUACGCUGCCAUCGUUUUGCUGAAGCUGAUUCGAAAUCCUACGACGAUGAUCCACCUCCGGGAGAAUGUUGAGGACAUCCACGCCCUGAUCAAUAAGACAGCUGAUGCGUAUCAAAGUGCCGGCCAUCUCACUGGUUCCGAGCUUGACUCUGCCGCAUAUCACGCCCGCUUUCUACGACGCUUGACAGCGAUGCCCCAAGAGCAACGUGCUCGUCCACAGACGGAGAGAAGUGGUUAUAGGCCGGAGGGUGUUCCUCCUUCGUUUGCUCAAGGUCUUCCACCGAUUCGUGCUUCUCAGCCGUCGGUGGGUUUACCGGUGGACGCGUUCUCCGUGCAGCGUUCUGCAGCCUCUCAUGGACUGAACCCACCGCACCUCGCUCCGUUAUCCAUCCCCGGCUCCACCAACGGUGUGCACAGCUUCAAUCCAAGCUACCCCGACUAUGGCAUGGACGCUGCAGUUCGCAACGGUCUGUCACGGCACAAUGGGAGCGGCGCGCCGGCAUCUUUCGUGGGCGGCGAUUCCGACGACUCGUACUUCAACUACAUGCUCGGGGAGAUCCCUUACGCCGACGGUUUGUUCUCGACAAGCGAUGGCUCGCCACACUCCGGUAUGGGUCUCAUGAGCAACCACAAUGGUGGGGCGACGGACUUCUCGUACGGUACGACAGCGCCGUCGAGCCAUUAUCGCGAAUCUGGCUUGGCUCCUUCGCAGAUGUCCACGUUUGGUUUGGGCGGGCAGGGGCCCAGCCGCUCAUAUCAGCAUCUUCCCCCAAUGCAGCCAUACGUCACGAACGGCUUUGACUCGCGUUGAGAGACUACGAGAUUAUCGCAUCCACAUUUCCCCAUGUCCAGCCCGCAUCCAGCAUUGAAUCUUUGGACUCUUCGCACGUCGAUUGAGCGGGUCUUGUUCGUUACCCGUUCCGCGCACUCCUCUCAUGUCUUUUGAAGCAUGUUUGGAACAUUAUAAGAGUGUAAUUCUCGUCUCCUGUGUCUCUUGCCAUCUACAUCGCGUC
This is a messenger RNA of Dichomitus squalens LYAD-421 SS1, 2768 nucleotides long. RefSeq lists its product as uncharacterized. Gene Ontology annotation, biological process: regulation of DNA-templated transcription; DNA-templated transcription. NCBI's taxonomy places the organism in Eukaryota, Fungi, Basidiomycota, Agaricomycetes, Polyporales, Polyporaceae. Gene Ontology annotation, molecular function: transcription cis-regulatory region binding; DNA-binding transcription factor activity, RNA polymerase II-specific; zinc ion binding. The record is from RefSeq and is a predicted model, not a curated record. The transcript is spliced from 9 exons. Gene Ontology annotation, cellular component: nucleus. The coding region runs from base 62 to 2566 and encodes 834 amino acids.